ACUAUCGAGCCUCGAAGUGGAUGGCAAACAUGCGGUUCGUUAUGCUAUCACAAUCAAUGCACCUCACUCGAGUGGUCCUCGAUCUGAACCCUCCUUCUCAGUGCUCAUGAGUGCAAAUCCAAGAAUCAUGCAACUGGACCGCAGGGUUCAACUUGUGUUAAUCAUUCAUAUUCUACGUGUCUGUGUACAGGCAUGCAAGCAGAGCCACUACAACAUAUGGUGUUCGAGUCCGGGGACCAAUGGGUUUGGAGAUUGAAAACGAGAGGAGAUUGGGAGAAGUCAUCGGCUCACAUUUUGACAGUGGGAGAUGUCUGACCUUGUUCAUGCAAGUGACGGGGGGGCCUACCAAUAUGUACUUGGCUGCCACUUUGUUGGAUCUCGCUUGUCUCUUUGGUACUCCAUGCUGUGGUGAUAAUAACUCGAAAAAGUAAUUACAAGUUUUGAGCUUGGAGUUAUUGUACUAGUCCACAACUUCAAGCACCUAUAAAUACACUCCCCCGUCUCUCUCUUCAGACAAGCUCUUCUCUCUCUCUCUCUCUCUCUCGCUCUCUCGCUCUCUCUGCUAGGGAAGAUUACUGCUCAAAAUUGAGCUCUCUUAUCGCCUCCGACAUUAAAAAUGGUCACGGGAGAUCAAAUCCACAAGUGCCUGACAAUUUCAGAGGUAUCGGAGGAGUUGAAGAGGAUGAAGGACAUCGGUCUCCCCAUAACAGUCAUCAAUCUGGUGAGCUACAUCAAAGGCAUGGCGUCGGUGGCGUGCAUGGGCCGGCUGGGCCGCCUGGAGCUCGCAGGCGGCGCCCUCGCCGUUGGCUUCACCAACGUCACCGGCUACUCGGUGUUGGCCGGCUUGGCCAUGGGCAUGGAGCCAAUUUGCAGCCAGGCCUUCGGGUCCCGCAACCUUUCCCUGGCAUCCCGCGCCCUUCGCCGCACCAUCCUCCUCCUUCUCCUCGUCUCCCUCCCCAUCGCCCUCCUGUGGAUCAACCUCCGACCCAUCAUGCGCGUCGUCCGCCAGGACUCCGACGUCGCCCGUGUCGCGGCUUGCUACUGCCGCUUCGCCCUCCCGGACCUCCUCGCCAACAGCCUCCUGCAGCCCCUCCGCGUCUACUUCCGCUGCAAGGGCGCGCCGUGUCCCCUCAUGUGGUGCAUGUCGCUGGCCGUCGUCAUCCACGUCCCCCUCACGGCGUCGCUUAGCUCCGCCAUCGGCGUGCCCGGCGUUGCCAUUGCCACGUGCCUCACCGACUUCAACACCCUCCUCCUCCUCCUCCUGGCGUGCGUCAUCUCCUCUCGGACGGCCGACGAGGCGGCGUACCUGCCGAUCCCGAGCUCGCCCACGACCUGCUCUUCGUACAAGCCGUGGUCGGAGUGGUCCUCGUUGAUCCGGCUGGCGUUACCGAGCUGUUUGGCUGUGUGUCUGGAGUGGUGGUGGUACGAGCUGAUGACGGUGGCCUCCGGCUACCUCAGCAACCCUCGCGUCAGCCUGGCCACCGCCGCCAUCGUCAUACAGACGACGUCGUUGAUGUACACUCUCCCGACCACGCUGAGCACGUCGGUCUCCGCCCGCGUCGGGAACGAGCUCGGGGCAGGUCAGCCGAGGAGGGCGCAGACCGCGGCGGCGGUGGGCAUGGGCCUGGCGGUGGCAGGCUCAUGCAUCAGCCUGCUGUGGGCCACCGUAGGGAGGGAGGCGUGGGGGAGGGUCUUCACCGGCGACGGGGAGGUGCUCGAGCUCACCAAGGCCGUCCUGCCGGUGAUCGGGCUGUGCGAGCUCGCUAACUGCCCGCAGACGACCGGGUGCGGCGUGCUCCGCGGCAGUGCCCGGCCGUCGGUGGCCGCCGCCAUCAACCUCUACGCCUUCUAUUUGGUUGGGGCGCCGGUGGCGCUACUGCUGGCCUUUCGGCUGGAUUUGGGCUUUUUAGGCCUCAGCCUUGGGCUACUGACGGCCCAAGUUGCAUGCGCGUUGCCGGUGGUGCACCUGGUCCGCAGCAUGGACUGGGAGAGGGAGGCCUCCAAGGCUGUGGACUUGGUGGGAAGCGGCGGACGCGCACUGGAAGGGGAAUACGAAGAAAAGGCCACGCUCAAAGGAGAAGGGUUGCAGCCAUGAGGAAGAAGACUAUGCUUGGAUACGGGGACGGAGGAUGAACUAAUUAAUGUAUAUAAUAUGCGAUGUGUGCCUAACUAUGUGAUGCCAUCAUGAGGGCUGCUUCAGAAGCUGCGCGCAACCUUGAAGCGGCUAUUAAUUAAUGAGAAGCUAAUCCUGCGCCCCGACGUACACAUUUCAAAGCCAUGGGGUGGGCGGACAAGUAGUCCCAAAGACAGUUUCCUAUCGAGUUUCCAAAGAACCUGCCACAGGAGUCCAGUGGUGGAGAAUUGGGACCAUGCCUCUUUCUUUGUUGAAGUUCCAAAGAGAAUUGUCAUGAGUUUGAAGUAUGUUCCCAAGAUAGUGGGGGACCAUGAAGAAAGUAUAAAGCCAACCCACAUAAGAAUUUCUCGGAGCUAGUGUUGUUAGGGAUUGAUGCAACACUAUCUAGAAAAAUUCCUCCUUAAAAUUACUGCAGGAAACUCUCUAGUCCUACGUAUUUCAAUCAUCUCCUUAUCCUCAUUCACUCAUUGCAUCACAUCUUGAUUGUCCAUCCUUACAGCCCCACUCAUGAUAAUGAAACAUGCAAAAUGGGAUGAUGUGGGAGAGAAAUGAAAUGGCGAUUGAGAUGUGUGAUGAGAGUUGAAAUGAGUGAAUCAGAGCAAAACUCUCCAAUACAAACAGGUGAGACUCCCAAUUUGACUUUUUUUUUUUUCAAAGAGAAAUCAACAAAA
This is a messenger RNA of Musa acuminata subsp. malaccensis (wild Malaysian banana), 2805 nucleotides long. Its product is annotated as protein DETOXIFICATION 55. Gene Ontology annotation, molecular function: xenobiotic transmembrane transporter activity; antiporter activity. The record is from RefSeq and is a predicted model, not a curated record. Lineage: Eukaryota; Viridiplantae; Streptophyta; Magnoliopsida; Zingiberales; Musaceae. Gene Ontology annotation, biological process: xenobiotic detoxification by transmembrane export across the plasma membrane. Gene Ontology annotation, cellular component: membrane.